Molecule: messenger RNA, 2905 nt
Organism: Haliotis rufescens (red abalone)
Lineage: Eukaryota; Metazoa; Mollusca; Gastropoda; Lepetellida; Haliotidae
Product: periodic tryptophan protein 2 homolog
Exons: 19
Coding region: 109-2883 (924 amino acids)
Biological process (GO): ribosomal small subunit assembly; maturation of SSU-rRNA from tricistronic rRNA transcript (SSU-rRNA, 5.8S rRNA, LSU-rRNA)
Cellular component (GO): Pwp2p-containing subcomplex of 90S preribosome; small-subunit processome
Molecular function (GO): protein binding
Source: RefSeq, a predicted model, not a curated record
GGAUAACGUUCCGUACAUGUUAUGCGCACGAAACUUGUGAAAAGCACAUGGGGAUGUGUAAGGGUUUACUGGCUUGUCAUAUGCCUGUGGUAAUCUGCUUAUAAAACAAUGAAAUUUGCCUACAGGUUUUCUAACUUGCUCGGUUCUGUGUACCGGAAAGGGAACUUGUCCUUCACACCUGAUGGGAACAGCGUCGUCAGCCCGGUGGGGAACAGGGUCACUGUGUAUGACCUGAGGAACAACAAGUCAGAAACCUUGCCUAUAGAAUGUCGACUGAACAUCCAGUGUGUCGCUCUCUCCCCAGAUGGCUUCACCAUGAUCCUGGUAGACGAAGAAGGGGAGGCAAGCCUGUGCAGUCUAGUCAGCCGUUCAGUGCUUGCCACGUUUCACUUCCAUAAGCACGUGUAUGAUGUGAGCUUCAGCCCUGAUGGAAAGAAGUUUGCUGUGACGAAGGACAGCGUCAUCUUGGUGUUCCACGCCCCCGGGAAGACACGGGAGUUCAACCCCUUCGUCUUCUACAGAACAUUCUUCGGUGCAUAUGAUGACAAUGUCUGUAUCGCCUGGAGCUCAGACUCGCGAGUGCUGUGUGCGGGAUGUAAGGACAUGAACACACGGGUCUUCGGAGUGGAGAGAUUCUCCAACCUGGUCAUGUAUUCCAUGGGCGGACAUACGGACAUCAUUGUCAACGCCUUCUUUGGGAAAAACUCACUGGACUUGUACUCACUGGGUCAAAAUGGCCUCCUAGUUGUGUGGAAGUGUGACACAGAACCGGAUGGCCUCGAGCCGUACGUGCCAGAAGUGAUGGACACAGAGCACUCUGGAGAUGAACUAGAUGAACCUGAAGAAGAACCAGGAGAUGGUGGGAAGGAGCAGCUGCUAAAAUACAAGAGACUACAAGAGAAAGCAGAAGCUCGAGUAAAGAAGAAAAUCCACUACCGACAUCUUGCAAAACACAUCAUCAAGGACCAGCAGAAGAGUGACGGCUCCAUGACGAAACUGACGUCUGCUGCGUUUCACCCAGAUACUGGCGUCCUGGUCACUGGUUUCCAAGACGGAUCAUUCUUCCUCCACGAAAUGCCAGAGUUCAGCAUGAUUCACUCUCUCAAUAUUUCUGACCAAAGUAUUGCCUCCAUAUCAAUAAACUCCAGUGGUGACUGGAUUGCGCUGGCGUGUUCUGGUUUGGGGCAGUUGCUGGUGUGGGAGUGGCAGAGUGAGACAUACGUCCUGAAACAACAGGGUCACUUCAACAACAUGGAGUGUCUCGCAUACUCCCCCGAUGGACAACACAUCGCAACAGGAGGGGAUGAUGCGAAGGUGAAGGUUUGGAACACCGGCAGUGGCUUCUGUUUUGUGACCUUCAACGAGCACCUCGGGGGAAUCACCGGGGUCACAUUCAACCAGAACGGCAAGGUGGUCUUGUCAGCAUCCCUCGACGGCACCGUCCGAGCCUUCGACCUCGCCAGAUAUCGCAACUUCAAGACAUUCACAUCACCACGUCCUGUGCAGUUCUCUUGUCUAGCGACCGACAACAGUGGGGAAGUGGUGUGUGCCGGCGGAGUCGACGUGUUCGAGAUAUUUGUGUGGUCCAUGCAGACUGGCAGAUUGCUGGAGAUACUCACAGGGCAUGAAGGACCAAUCAGCAGCCUCAGUUUCAGUCCAGCAAGAGCCAUCUUGGCCAGUGCAUCAUGGGACAAAACUAUCAAAGUAUGGGAUGUGUUUGAGAACAAGUCCGCCAAGGAAUCCUAUGGACUGCCCACAGAUGCCCUGGCUGUAGCGUUCCGCCCUGACGGCAGUGAGUUGGCUGUUGCCAGCCUGGAUGCCACCAUCACUCUGUGGAGUCCGGACACAGGGACCCAGGUCGGCACCAUCGAGGGCAAGCACGAUGUCGGGUACUCGAGGAAGGCGACGGACAAAAUAACAGCUAAAAAGUCAGCAGCUGGAAAGGCCUUCACAACGAUCUGCUACAGUGCGGAUGGCGAUUGUCUCCUGGCUGCAGGGAGGUCAAAGUUCGUCUGCAUCUAUUCCGUCCCGGACCGCCUUCUGAUGAAGAAGUUCGAGAUCUCCUGCAACAUGUCCUUUGAUGGAAUGGAGGAGUUCCUGGACCGGCGCAAGAUGACGGAGUGGGGAAACAUGGCGCUGGUGGAUAGCGAGGAGGGGGAGCAGAUCGCCCUCCCCGGGGUCCGCAAAGGGGAUAUGAGUUCCCGGCACUUCAAACCAGAGGUCCUCAUCUCCACAGUCAGGUUCUCUCCAACAGGGCGUGCGUGGGCUGCCACGUCCACAGAAGGUCUCCUCAUCUACUCCCUCGACCACAACCUGGUGUUUGAUCCCUAUGAACUGGACACAGACAUCACGCCGGCCAGUGUCAGAAUGACCUUGGCAAAGGGAGAUCACUCUAAAGCUCUUCUUCUCAGUUUCCGUCUGAAUGAACAGAAGCUGAUUCAGGAAGUCCUGGAAUCUAUUCCACCCGAUGACAUUGACGUUAUCUGCCAGUCAUUACCAGACACAUAUGUUGACCGUCUGCUCGGGUAUGUGGCCAAUCAGAUAGAGACAUCUGCUCAUCUCCAGUUCUAUCUCACUUGGAUACAACGUCUGCUUUUUGUACAUGGGCCAAAGGUCAAGCAAAGGUCACAAAAGGUCAUGGCUACUCUGAGAACCCUUCAGAAAAAUGUCACCCGGAAAUACGAGGAUAUUGGAAAACUAUGUGAUCACAACAAGUACCACCUUGACUUCAUCGUGGCGAUGUCGCGGAACAAGCGGAAACAUGUGAAGGAUGAUCAGGAUGGGAGCGAGGAGGAGCUGAUGGAGGCGGCCGAGUCAGACUCCGAUGUCGACCUCCAGGAUAUGAUGAGGGAAGAAGAUUUUAUGUCUAAUUUUGAUACAUGAAAUAAAUAUGUGCAUAAAAAAU